Rubroshorea leprosula is the source of this 1803-nucleotide messenger RNA. The record is from the annotation of a GenBank genome assembly. NCBI's taxonomy places the organism in Eukaryota, Viridiplantae, Streptophyta, Magnoliopsida, Malvales, Dipterocarpaceae.
AAACCCUUCUUCCCCUCUCUCUCUCUAUUUCUUCCUCUGUUCUCCUGCUUCAUAUCCAUAUUCCAUACUCAAUUACAACCCCUAAACAUCCAUUUUUCUGUUUCUUUUUCCCUUCUUCAAUGGAAGAUGCAGACUUCUUCACCAAACAGCAAAACUUAGUCACAGAGAAAAACCACCCAAACCCAAGCAAGUGCUAUACACAUUUCCUUCAGAAAGCUCUCAUUGUCACAAUUUUCUUCGUUAUACUCCCAUUUUUUCCAUCCCAAGCUCCCGAAUUCAUCAACCAAACCAUACUAAACCGAAGCUGGGAGCUUCUUCACCUUCUUUUCGUCGGUAUUGUCGUCUCCUACGGUCUGUUUAGCCGCCGGAACGAUGAAACGGACAAGGAAAACCAUAGCAAUGUUUCGAAGUUUGAUAAUGCGCAAUCCUAUGUGUCUAGAUUGCUCCACAUCUCCUCUGUUUUUGAUGAUGAUGCGCAGAACGUUUCUGGGUCCGACGAGUACAAGGUCGAAACUUGGAGUAACCGGUAUUACCGGAACGAGCCACCGUUGGUUGUAGUGGCCGAUCCCUCUGUUCAUGUUGACAAACAGAGGAGUUUUGCUCCUUGGAUUGGCGAAAAGCCCUUGCUUUUACCUGUGAGGAGCUUGAAGUCGCCUGUUUUGGACGCCAACGAAACAAGUAAGGAAUCUAUAAACCCUCGUUCUGUGAGUAGGUCUAAUUCCAAUUUGGGCUCGAAAAGGGUUUUGAAUAAACGUAAAAAUGGGGAAUUGGGAAGAUUGGAUCAUGGGAAUUCGGAGGAUAAUGCGAAUGAGGAUGUUGUUCUUCCUUCUCCAAUUCCAUGGCGGUCAAGAUCGGGGAGAAUGGAAGCGAGAGAGGAAACGAGCAGUCUUCCUAAGUAUACUCUGCCUUCUUCAAUGGAGGAAUCCAACUUCAACAGGGUUGAAUCUUGUUCUUUCAGGUCCCGUUCAUCUCUAUCCAAUUCCACCUCUUCUUCUCCGAAAUUGUCCCCUUCCCCGUCGAUAUCCUCUCCGAACAAGUUAUCUCCUUCGCCAUCUUUAUCAGCAGAAUCACAAGCCAGAAGUACAGAGGAUUUGCUGAAAAUGAAGGGCUUUAACCGUUCUCCUCCACCACCGCCACCACUACCACCUUGGCCAAUUGCCCACAAAUUGUCAUCAACGAAACCCAUUUCUAGAAAUGAUGAUGGGGUUUCCUCUGAGGAGAAAUUGCAUAGAAGCUUCAGAAGAGAACGAAGGAACUUGAAAUCAGUGAGAAAAAUCCAACGUUGUGAUUCCAUUGCCGGAUCACAGAAAGUUAGAGAAACUGAGCAACUGAGCUCUGAAAGAGUCACUUUCAUGCCAACACCAACAUACAUAGAAUUCCCAAAGGAAGAGAAACAGGAAUUCGUCCAAAAGGUACUGAUGGUUGAAACAGAAACAGAAGACGAUUCAGUGACUGAGGAGGAAGAUGUUGCUGAAAAAGAAGGUUCUUUUGUUCCAAACCUCGGUUUGGUAAGUUCUGCAAGACAAGGGGAAGCUACUACUUCAAGCAGUGCCAUGGAUGCUGCUUCUGAUGUGGAUAAGAAGGCUGAUGAGUUCAUAGCCAAAAUCAGAGAGCAAAUCAGGCUUCAAAGAAUUGAUUCCAUCAAGAGAUCAAGUAGACAGGUUAGGAGAAAUUUGUCAAGGUAGUGCCGAGUUGCGCGGGAUGGAUUUGUAUUUGGUGUUCAAACCGUUCUUCUUUCCUUUUACCUUCUGGUUUUAGCUUUACUUCAUAGUUCAUAAGACAAAAUCAAAGCUGUUUUUCUAA